UCCUCGCUUCCGGCACCACUACUGACGUCAUCUUCUCUUCAGAUAUAGAUCUGUUUCAGUACAGUCCGCCAAGUGAGAUCACAGGGCGCUCUAUCCUCUACUCUAUGGUGCCGUACACCUUCAUAAAGGUGUGCUAAGAUGGCGGAGACGGAGAUAAGGAAUGACAGUCAUGGAGAUGUUAAUAUUACGCUUCUUACAACUCUGGCGAUUACAAAGAUGGUUCUUCCCACCCCAGCCAAGCCCAUCAUCCCUGUGCAGACAGGGGUGCAAGCACAGCAGGAGGAACAGUCUAGCGGCAUGUCCAUCUUCUUCAGUCUCCUUGUACUCGCGAUUUGUAUCAUAUUGGUUCAUCUGCUCAUCAAAUACAGGCUGCACUUCCUGCCCGAGAGCGUUGCUGUGGUCUCACUGGGAAUCUUGAUGGGUGCUGUGAUCAAAAUCAUCGAGUUUCAGAAACUGGCGAACUGGAAGGAGGAGGAGAUGUUUCGGCCUAACAUGUUUUUUCUGCUGUUGCUGCCGCCCAUCAUCUUUGAGUCAGGUUACUCUUUACAUAAGGGGAACUUCUUCCAGAACAUUGGCUCUAUAACCCUCUUUGCUGUAUUUGGGACAGCGAUCUCGGCCUUCAUCGUGGGCGGUGGCAUCUUCUUCCUGGGACAGGCUGAUGUGAUUUACAAGCUGACGAUGACUGACAGCUUUGCCUUCGGGUCCUUGAUCUCUGCUGUGGAUCCUGUUGCAACAAUCGCCAUUUUUAACGCCUUAAAUGUGGAUCCCGUGCUGAACAUGCUGGUAUUUGGGGAAAGUAUCCUGAAUGAUGCUGUCUCUAUCGUCUUAACCAACACAGCAGAAGGACUGAACAGAGGCCAUGUUUCGGAUGUGAAUGGGUGGCAGACCUUCCUCCAGGCCUUGGCUUACUUCCUGAAGAUGUUCUUUGGUUCUGCAGCUCUUGGGACACUGACCGGUCUUAUUUCUGCAUUAGUAUUGAAGCAUCUUGACCUACGCAAGACUCCAUCCCUGGAGUUUGGAAUGAUGAUAAUUUUUGCCUAUCUUCCCUAUGGAUUGUCUGAGGGUAUUUCUUUAUCAGGCAUUAUGGCCAUUCUGUUCUCAGGGAUUGUGAUGUCUCAUUACACUCACCACAAUUUGUCCCCGGUUACUCAGAUUCUCAUGCAGCAAACAUUGAGGACAGUGGCCUUCCUGUGUGAAACCUGCGUUUUUGCUUUUCUCGGCCUGUCAAUUUUCAGUUUUCCGCACAAGUUUGAGAUGUCCUUUGUGAUUUGGUGUAUUGUGCUGGUGCUCCUGGGUCGUGCCAUUAAUAUUUUCCCCUUGACCUAUCUACUCAAUUUCUUCAGAGAUCACAAGAUCACCCCGAAGAUGAUGUUCAUCAUGUGGUUUAGUGGUUUACGAGGAGCCAUCCCAUAUGCCCUGAGUCUUCACUUGGAGCUGGAGCCAAUGGAGAAGCGCCAGCUUAUCGGCACCACUACGAUAAUCAUUGUGCUCUUCACUAUUUUGCUGAUGGGUGGAGGCACCAUGCCACUUAUCCGACUUAUAGACAUCGAGGACUCCAAAUCUCGGAAAAAAAGCAAGAAAGACAUCAAUCUGAGCAAAACUGAGAAAAUGGGGAAUACGGUGGAAUCUGAGCACCUGUCGGAGCUGACAGAGGAGGAAUAUGAAGCACAUUACAUCAAGCAGCACAAUCUGAAGGGUUUCAUGUGGUUAGACGCCAAAUACUUGAAUCCUUUCUUCACACGGCGGCUGACACAGGAGGAUCUUCAUCAUGGGCGCAUACAGAUGAAAAGCCUAACAAACAAGUGGUAUGAGGAGGUGCGCCAGGGGCCCUCUGGAUCUGAGGAUGAAGAUGAGCAGGAGCUCUUACAACAGGCAUUAUAGACUUCAGAUAUAAGUGGUGGUGUACGCUAAGGUCUGCUCCACUGUAUGCAUUCCACCCCUCUCUCUGGCUUUGAACACCUUGAACCUCCCUCAUCUGGCAGUGAGAUCAUGUGAUGCCCUGGCAGGGUGGCUGGGCCCUCACAGAGCACUCUGAAUGUCCUCUCACUGCAUUCUGCAAUUUCAGAUAGAUUGUAAAAGGGAGAACAAGAAAUUCUACAGAUUUUCAGCAAAAGUGGAGGUGCAGCCAAUCGUAAUGUGAUUGUUGGAGUAGUUACCUAACUGGUUGAUCUGCCCUUUUGACCAGUGUUGUAUAACAACCUGGUUAUUGUUGGCUUCUUGUCAUUGUCCAUAAUGCUUUAGUCUCCUUUUCAGUGCAUAGCUGCUGCCCCCAAGUGCCAAAUCAGGCUUAAUAGGUUUAAUUUGGGCCACAGUAUCUCCUCAUGUGUGGCCCUGCCUGUGUACAAACCUCCCUACCACUUACCCCCGGACAGACACUGUCCCCUCUAUGCAGCUGCUUUAUUGAAGUUCAGUAGCGACCUUACAUGAUGUACGGAGCAUCUGACUGCCUGCUGCAGGGUGGCUAAGGAUGAUGGCUGCUUACUUUAUCUCUUCUCACUGUCAGCACUUUAUAGCGGUGUAUAUGAAGUGAUGUCACCAUCUCAUGUUUACAGGGUAUUUACAACUCCCAGCUUUUCAAGUUUUGGAGGAACAAGGGACUGGGUGAUUUUUCUGAUGUUGGGUGAUGGGAUGUAACUGUCCUAAAAGUAAUGUUAUUUAUCUUAUUCAUGAAGGGAAAUCUUGUCUGUUCAAUUUUUGUCACCGUAAAAAUAAAUUAUUUUCACAUCA
Molecule: messenger RNA, 2727 nt
Organism: Hyla sarda
Lineage: Eukaryota; Metazoa; Chordata; Amphibia; Anura; Hylidae
Gene: SLC9A8
Product: solute carrier family 9 member A8
Exons: 16
Coding region: 139-1881 (580 amino acids)
Biological process (GO): proton transmembrane transport; regulation of pH; sodium ion transport
Cellular component (GO): membrane; Golgi apparatus
Molecular function (GO): sodium:proton antiporter activity
Source: RefSeq, a predicted model, not a curated record